ACGACUUUUCAGGUGUCGAACUACUUGACGAUCGUCAGUAUCUGUCUGAACGUCCGGAAUGCCGGUUGGUGUAUAGUUCUGAUGUAAUAAUAUCCAUAAAUACGCAUUUUGCUUUGAAAAAUCUCACAGCGCAAAUCAAGAUGAAGUUUGACUACUCUCCUAAACGUCCCGUCGCCACCGAGCAAGAAGUCAACGAAGUGCGACUUUUGGUGAAAUCCUGCAUACUGACAAGAAAGGGCGGCAUGCCUAUCUCCGACCUCCGCGACGAAUAUAAAAACUUAACCGAUGAAGAAAUACCGUUUUACAGGCUAGGCUACAAUAGCCUGUUUCAUUUUUUACGUGACUUCCAGGACGUAAGGUCCGACCGAAAUGAAGAAGGAGCCCAUGUUCUGGUGGUAAAAGAAAACCAACAGAACAAGCACCUAAUGGAGCUCAUUAAGAAGCAAAAGGACCCGAAGACUAACAGUAGGCCAUCGUUUAGAAAACGUCCACGGAGGAACGAUAGCUAUAGGCGAAGCGAGCGACAGAAAAUUCUGGACGAUAGGAGAAGGAAACCAGUGGAGGAGGAAAAAGAAGAGACAAACAACUGGCGGCUGGUAGAACCACCUGUCGAUGAGAAUUUGGAGCGGCCGACCAUUUAUACAUACUACUAUUUCGAAGAUGAUUUGGCGAUCUGCACCGAGCCAAUUAUAGGCAAAACGCAACUCAUAGGCGACGAUUACUUUCUACAGUUGUGCAUCAAGUAUAUGCAAUAUGAUCUGCUACGAAAGACGCUAAAAUCGCCGAUAUCCUGCGGGACCGUUCAAUCCGGUCUGACUAUUCGUAAAGCCUGCAAACGCCUCGACAAAAUCGAAUCGAUGUCCAGUAAACUGGUCAUCAACUUGGGGACAGUUGACAUUUACAACCGCAACACGGAUGAGGAGAUGGCGAAUGAUAUGAUGGGUCUUUUGAAGAAACUAAACACCAAGUACGGGUACUCGUCGCAGCAGAUAACGCUGUGCACGCUCCCACCCAUGGGGAACAUAAGCAUGUUUGGGGAGCGCGACAAAUAUCUGAACAUGCAUUCAUACAAUAACUGGAUCCGCAGAUUCGCAGCCAAGAAUAAUUAUCAACUACUGGAUCUGUACGACUGCUUCACGGACGAUAAUGGAUGCAUCGACUACCAAUAUUUCCAACAAGAUGCGCGAAUGGUGUCGGGCACAUCACAUCCCCACGUGCUGUUCAACUAUUUUGGGCGACAGCAGAUUAUGCGGCUUAUACUAAAUUUAAAGUAAUAUAAGUGCAGCUUGAUGUAAUUUUUGUACAAUUGUGUAGCGAUUUUUAGCGUAGGAAUAAGUGCAGCGACAUCAUUUUUAAAAAUUAAUCAAAUUUUAAGCGAAUUAUAAAAAAUAGUAACCUUUAUAUUUUCGUCUUAUAUCGACUCACAUGAACAUUAUAUAGUCUAAGAAAGAAAUAACGAAAUUUCAAAAAAAUUAGCUAUCGUACGCCAAGCUAAUUUUUUUGUAAAUUUCGUAAAUCUUUGGUAUUGUAAAUAUUGCGAACGAUUCAUUGUGAGAAUGUGAUGACAACAGUUUUGCGAUUAUUUUGUUGAAUAUAAUAAAAUGCGAUUUUAAAUUA
This is a messenger RNA of Nasonia vitripennis (jewel wasp), 1617 nucleotides long. It is a transcript of the gene oskar, whose product is annotated as maternal effect protein oskar. The record is from RefSeq and is a predicted model, not a curated record. Lineage: Eukaryota; Metazoa; Arthropoda; Insecta; Hymenoptera; Pteromalidae. The coding region runs from base 141 to 1274 and encodes 377 amino acids. The transcript has 8 exons.